Messenger RNA from Diorhabda sublineata, 5386 nucleotides. It is a transcript of the gene slo, whose product is annotated as calcium-activated potassium channel slowpoke. Gene Ontology annotation, biological process: potassium ion transport; transmembrane transport. NCBI's taxonomy places the organism in Eukaryota, Metazoa, Arthropoda, Insecta, Coleoptera, Chrysomelidae. The record is from RefSeq and is a predicted model, not a curated record. Gene Ontology annotation, molecular function: large conductance calcium-activated potassium channel activity. Gene Ontology annotation, cellular component: postsynaptic membrane. The transcript has 28 exons. Bases 304 to 3849 code for a protein of 1181 amino acids.
AGAAUAUUAAAAACCCCUGUAUAUAAAUUGUUUCUUUAAAUUCAUCAUUAAAAAUAAAUUCGAAAGAUUUCUAUCUGAAGGGUAGGAAAAAAAUCAAUGCGUCGGGCGACGGCGACGCCGAAACGUGCAACGUCUAACGUCGCGCAUACGUAAUAGCGUCACCGUCAACGCAUUCUCGUUUAGUCGAAUUAAAACCGUGAACGCGCUCCUGGCCACUGUUCGGUGGUCAUCUAGGAAGCCCUAUGCGAUAUCCUAGGUGAGAUAAGAAUUAACAACCGCGUGAAUGCCUCCGUUUGGCACAAAAUGUCGUCUACUGGUGAGGAGGUGUUGCAAGUUAACGUUACCAUUCACGACACCUGCCUGGAUGAUAGAAAGUACUGGUGUUUCAUACUUUCAUCCAUUUGUACUUUCAUCGCGGGAUUACUUAUUGUGCUCGUGUGGAGGUUGUUUGCUUUUUUGUGUUGUAGAAAGGAUCCCGAAUUGGGACCUAACGAUCCGAAACAAAAAGAACAAAAGGCCGCUAGACAGGGAAAACAAGAAUUCGAAGGGACUUUUAUGACGGAGGCCAAGGACUGGGCGGGAGAAUUGAUAUCCGGCCAAACCACUACGGGAAGGAUUUUGGUUGUCUUAGUAUUCAUUCUGAGCAUAGCUUCUUUAAUAAUUUACUUCAUAGAUGCCUCAAAUGAAAAGGUAGAACGCUGCCAAGAAUGGAGCUCCAAUAUCACCCAACAAAUCGACCUCGCCUUCAACAUAUUUUUUAUGGUCUAUUUUUUUAUAAGAUUCAUAGCGGCUAGUGACAAGCUUUGGUUUAUGUUAGAAAUGUAUUCGUUUGUGGAUUAUUUUACGAUCCCACCUUCGUUUGUGUCCAUCUAUUUGGAUCGUACAUGGAUUGGUCUUCGUUUUUUGCGUGCUUUACGUUUAAUGACAGUACCGGAUAUAUUACAGUACCUCAAUAUUCUAAAGACUUCUAGUUCAAUACGGCUCGCUCAGUUAGUUUCCAUAUUUAUAUCUGUAUGGCUCACCGCAGCCGGAAUUAUCCAUUUGUUGGAAAAUUCCGGGGAUCCUUUAGAUUUCAGUAAUCAACAUCCUUUGCCGUAUUGGAAUUGUGUAUAUUUCUUGAUCGUUACUAUGUCAACGGUGGGAUACGGAGAUGUCUAUUGCCAUACGGUAUUGGGAAGAGGAUUUUUAGUAUUUUUUCUACUUGUCGGAUUGGCGAUAUUCGCCAGUUGUAUCCCAGAAAUAAUAGACUUGAUCGGAACUAGACCAAAAUAUGGUGGAACCUUGAAGAACGAGAGAGGCCGAAGGCACAUAGUUGUAUGCGGGCAUAUAACAUACGAAUCGGUUUCACAUUUUCUAAAAGACUUUCUACACGAAGAUCGAGAAGACGUCGACGUCGAAGUCGUUUUUUUACAUAGGAAACCACCAGACCUAGAACUGGAAGGUCUUUUCAAGAGACACUUUACCACUGUAGAAUUCUUCCAAGGUACCAUUAUGAACCCUAUUGAUCUGCAAAGGGUGAAGGUACAUGAAGCCGAUGCGUGCCUAGUUUUAGCCAACAAAUACUGCCAAGAUCCAGAUGCGGAAGAUGCAGCUAACAUUAUGAGAGUUAUAUCGAUUAAAAACUAUAGUGACGACAUUCGGGUUAUCAUACAAUUGAUGCAAUAUCAUAAUAAGGCAUACUUGUUGAAUAUACCAUCAUGGGAUUGGAAACAGGGAGACGACGUCAUCUGUUUGGCAGAAUUGAAAUUGGGAUUUAUAGCACAAUCAUGUUUGGCGCCGGGAUUUUCUACAAUGAUGGCAAAUCUAUUCGCAAUGCGUUCUUUCAAAACGAAAUAUGCGCAUCUAUCGAGGUCUCCUGAUACGCAAGUUUGGCAAAACGAUUAUCUACAAGGAACGGGAUGCGAGAUGUAUACCGAAACGUUGUCCACCUCGUUCACUGGCAUGUCGUUCACCCAGGCUAGCGAGUUAUGUUUCAUUAAACUCAAGUUACUUCUGUUGGCGAUAGAAGUUCGAGGAAUUGAAGGGGCGGAUACAAAAAUAUCCAUCAAUCCAAGGGGAGCCAAAAUCGUUGCUAAUACUCAGGGAUUCUUCAUUGCUCAAUCAGCUGAUGAAGUGAAAAGGGCUUGGUAUUAUUGCAAAGCUUGCCAUGAGGAUAUAAAAGACGAAACUUUAAUCAAGAAAUGCAAAUGUAAAAACUUAGCGACGUUCAGGAAAGGCAUCAGGACCAUACAAAUGGUUGGUCUAGCAAAUGACCAUCAUCCCGCUCCCACUUUUACUCCGCCAGAAUUGCCCAAGAAAGUGCAUAUACGAGGUGAUAUGAAUCGUCAUGAUGAUGUCAAUUUGGCACACAGGAAUCCAAAUCAUAGGAAUAGUACAAUAGCCAUGACGAAUAUGGUAAAUGUAACGAAACAAGUUAAUAAAGUAAAACCGAAUAUUACCAGAAGUGCAACGGAUAAUGUGACAUCUCCGGAUUAUAAUUCAAGAGUGCCGGAACAAGAGACUACAUCUUACGCCGGCUAUCAUCUAGCAUAUGAAGUGAAAAAACUCAUGCCGACGAGUAGAAGCAGCGGCGGAAAUAAUCAGAAUAACAACGGUGUGGCUUUACCUGUAGGUUUAGCAGACGAUCAAGCCAAAGACUUUGAUUUCGAAAAAACCGAAAUGAAAUACGACAGUACUGGAAUGUUUCAUUGGGGUCCUGCGAAAAAUCUAGAAGACUGCAUACUGGAUCGCCAUCAAGCAGCGAUGACCGUUUUGAAUGGUCACGUGGUAGUUUGCUUAUUCGCCGAUCCAGAUUCUCCGCUGAUAGGUCUAAGAAAUUUAGUUAUGCCAUUGAGAGCUAGUAAUUUUCAUUAUCACGAACUUAAACACGUUGUUAUAGUAGGCUCAGUUGAUUACAUCAGGAGAGAAUGGAAGAUGUUACAGAAUUUACCUAAAAUUUCCGUAUUAAAUGGUUCUCCGCUAAGUAGAGCGGACCUUCGUGCCGUUAACGUAAACUUAUGUGAUAUGUGUUGCAUUCUAUCAGCUAAAGUACCGAGCAACGACGAUCCUACUUUGGCGGAUAAAGAAGCGAUUUUAGCGUCUCUUAAUAUUAAAGCAAUGACAUUCGAUGAUACUAUAGGUGUUUUAAGUCAAACUAAUGGAACGAACGAAGCUGGUACACCCGUCGGUAGUCCCAUUAUUUUACAAAGGAGGGGAUCCGUUUACGGAGCCAACGUUCCUAUGAUAACAGAAUUAGUAAAUGAUAGCAACGUCCAAUUCUUGGAUCAAGAUGAUGACGACGAUCCGGAUACGGAACUUUAUCUAACGCAACCUUUUGCUUGCGGCACGGCGUUCGCCGUUAGCGUUUUGGACUCGUUGAUGUCUACGACUUAUUUCAAUCAAAAUGCCUUAACUUUAAUUAGAUCUUUAAUUACGGGUGGAGCUACACCCGAACUAGAAUUAAUUCUAGCCGAAGGAGCUGGACUACGAGGAGGUUACAGUACCGCAGACAGUUUAUCGAAUAGAGAUAGAUGCAGGGUAGGACAAAUAUCCUUGUACGAUGGUCCUUUAGCUCAAUUUGGCGAAACUGGAAAAUACGGGGAUUUAUUCGUAGCGGCCUUGAAACAAUUUGGAAUGUUGUGUAUCGGAUUAUACAGGUUUAGAGAUACUAGUUCGUCGUGUGACGCUAGCAGUAAAAGAUACGUUAUUACGAAUCCGCCGGACGAUUUUCAGUUGUUACCGACAGAUCAGGUAUUCGUGUUAAUGCAAUUUGAUCCUGGUCUAGAAUAUAAACAAGUUAGGAGUCGCACUGGUACCGGUCAAGGCAGCGGUACUGGAGGCGGAGGAACAAAUAAAGACGAAAACUCUUGACUGCUACUUUGCAGCGCCCUAACAGACGGACCAUAUUCGUAUAUUUAGUAAAUUAUCAUAUUUACCGGAUUAAUCUGCAAUAAAAAUUUGAAAUAUAUAUAUAUAUAUAUAUAUAUAUAUAUAUAUAUAUAUAUAUAUAUAUAUAUAUAUAUAUUUCAAAUUUUUAUUUAUCUUGAAGUUGAUAUAUUGAUAUAAGCACCAUUCCAAAUUCAUUUUCCAGAUUUCAUUGAAGAAAAAAGAAUCGUUAAAACUAUUAAGUUUGUAUAUAUGAAUUUUUUAAAAAUUAAGUUACGUGCACAACUGAUGUGAUAUUUUAAGGAUUGAUUAUAAAUAGAAAUAUUUGCAACAAAAUUGAAAAUACCAAAAUCAGAUUAAACUGAUAUUUACUGUUAUUUUUAUUUCGUCUCUCUUAGUGCUCGUUUAACAAGAUAUAGGAGGUUAUCGAUAAUGAAAAACAAAAAACUUUUUUUAUGAAAUUUCUCAAUUUUGUUUCAAACUAUUCGCUUCAUCAAUAGAAGGAUCGAUAGUGUUAACAUUUUGACUAAUUUCCACUAAAAUUUGAUAGAUGGAACCUUUUCUUUUCGGAUUUAAAUACAAUCGAUCCUUCUUUACGAAUAGAUAGAAAUAUUGUAAACCAAAGACUUGAAAACAUUGAAUUUUAAUUGUGUAUAAUAGACUAUCGAAUAUUUUUUAAUUGGAUUCGACUUGAAAGUAAAAGGGGCGCUUUAAUGAAGUAUCUAUAAUAAAAUUGUAAAUAUUUGUAGUGAAAAUUCGGUAGGAAAUAAAAAUUUUUAUUUUCGAUAAAAAUAUACGUUUCAAUCCAAUUUAAUUACUUUUUUUUCUUAUUUAUUCCUUUUUUUUAAUUCAGUUUGUUAUAUAUGUAGUAUGCAACUUAUUCAACCGUUUGAUUAUUAAUAUUGAUGAGAAACAUUGAUUACUGAAUAAAGUUGUAAAUAAAUUGUAAAUAUAUAAAUGUGUAGAGCUUAAUGUGUCCAUACGAGUUUUAAGAUGUACAUUUUUUUAAAAAUUGGAAUCAAGAAGAAAAAAAUCUGUACCCAGUCAGCCAAAAAAGAAUCUUUAUAGGGAUAAGUCGUUUGCUAAUAUUUUUUCAACUCGCCUUUGAAUACAAAUACAAAUAUAUGUAGUAAAAGGACUGCGAAAUGGGAAUAUGUAGAUAAGAAAAAAGUGGAAGUUAUGUAAGAAUUUGUUUUCGUUAAAUAAAUUUGUACAAACAUAUUUUAUACAUCACUGAUACAUUUUCACUCAUUGAAAUUACAAAGUACAAAUUUCAUUUAUCGAAAAUCAAUUCAAAUGUUUAUGUUUGCUUAUUAUUCUCACACGUGUAUAAUUGCUUAUUAGGAUUAAAUGAAUAAUUUGAAUUUCAUAUCAAUUUAAAUAUUUUUAUGGAAUUUCAUCGUAGAAUGACUGCACGUAAUUGCGUUUUUUGUACUUUAGUAAUGUUGCAAAUAAAUUUACAUUUGUUGAUACUUUGGAUUUUUUAUGAAAUAUGUUUAAAUAAAGCGAUAUGGAAGAAAAA